Molecule: messenger RNA, 1161 nt
Organism: Symbiodinium sp. CCMP2456
Lineage: Eukaryota; Dinophyceae; Suessiales; Symbiodiniaceae
Source: the annotation of a GenBank genome assembly
AUGAAGGACGAUGGAAGCGCUUUUUCGUGGGGCAAUGGGGCCUUUGGUGGGAAUUAUGGAUCUGCUUCAAGCCAGCUGACCUCCGGCGUUGUCGACAUCUUCUCCUCAGGGCACGCAUUCGCAGCCUUGAAAUCCGAUGGAAGUCUCGUCACGUGGGGAGCAGGCAAUCAAGGCGGCUCGCUGACAGUUCCAGCGGAUGUGACGUCGCAAGCAAGCUCUGGGGUCGUGACGGUGGGCUCGAACAGCCACGUGUUUGCUGCAAUCAAGACUGAUGGCAGUGCCUUCACAUGGGGUGAGGGAUCUUACGGUGGUUCGCAUUCCGAGCCAGUGACCUCGGAGUUGACAAGCGGCAUCGCAUCAAUCAUUAACGGCCAUGUUAAAGACGGACGUGUGUUGGCCGCCAUGAAGUCGGAUGGAAAAGCUUUGGUGUGGGGCGGUCAAACGGGCUCGCACGUCUUCAACGACGUGAAGGCAGUAACUGUCUCAACGCAUGCUGCUGCAAUCUUGUUUGCCGAUGGUACGGCGGAGGCUGUCGGUUCCUCCAGCCAUGGCGGAGACGAGAGCUCUGUUUCCUCCCAGCUGACUGAUAUUGGUGCCAUCUACAGCACUGGUUAUGCAUUCGCCGCUGUGAAGACCGAUGGAAGCGUGGUAACUUGGGGCGACUCCGGAAAAGGCGGAAAUUCUGAUGCGGUAGCGGCCGACUUGGCGUGCUGUGUGCAGGAGAUCUUCAACACAAGAACGGCGUUCGCAGCAUUGAAGAGUGAUGGUAGCAUCGUUGCUUGGGGGGACUCUGCACAUGGUGGAGACACCAGUGGUGCAGAUGUUUCUUCCGGCGUGAGGCUAGUCCAUGGCAUCGAGUAUGAGGACGACGGAGCCUUUGCAGCCGUGAAGUGGGAUGGCUCUGUCGCGACCUGGGGGCAUAGCAGCUCAACAGCUGGCUUGCCGUCCUCCUUAAAUGUCGGGACCGCCACUUCGACCCAGACGACCACCUCUACUACAACCACGAGCCAGACCGUCACCACCAGCAGCACGACCACUCAGACGCGGACAACUCAGGACUACAUGAUGCCUCCCAGCUGGCCCUUCCUCGUGGUCUUCCUCGGGGGAGCUUUCGCGCUGCUGGUUGCGGGAAACUUCAUUUUCCCUGGUGAGAAGAAGUGA